AUGGCAACCCAAGCAUCCUUGGACCAACAACUCCUUGAGAUUAUCAAUUAUAUGGAACAAGAGGGUAUAGUGGAUCACCACUUUAAGAUUGUUCGCUCUUUAAAGGAGGCAACUAGUCCUUUCUUUUUUGCAGAGUUGAUUCCUACCUAUUGCUCUGAUGCACGACUCAUUAUAAAGGAGUUAACUAAUUCAUUGGGACAAAAUAAUAUUGAUUAUAAUCAAUUAGAUAAUCUAUGCUUGAAACUUAAAGGAGGCACAUCAUGCCUUGGUGCUUGUCGCAUGGCAAAUGCAUGUGCCGAAUUUCGUCAUGCUAUUGAUGAAAAAUCAAAGGAUGGGUGUGUUACAAUGUUGAAUACAAUCAAAGAAGAAUUUUUAGUCUUGCAAGACAAUUUAGAUAAUAUUCUUGAGUUGGAAAAGAGAAUCAUCUCUCAUGUUUCCAAAGAUUCAUGA
Molecule: messenger RNA, 450 nt
Organism: Manihot esculenta (cassava)
Lineage: Eukaryota; Viridiplantae; Streptophyta; Magnoliopsida; Malpighiales; Euphorbiaceae
Product: histidine-containing phosphotransfer protein 1
Exons: 6
Coding region: 1-450 (149 amino acids)
Biological process (GO): cytokinin-activated signaling pathway; phosphorelay signal transduction system; phosphorylation
Cellular component (GO): nucleus; cytoplasm
Molecular function (GO): protein histidine kinase binding; histidine phosphotransfer kinase activity
Source: RefSeq, a predicted model, not a curated record